This is a messenger RNA of Physeter macrocephalus (sperm whale), 1018 nucleotides long. RefSeq names its product myeloid associated differentiation marker like 2 (gene MYADML2). Bases 95 to 1018 code for a protein of 307 amino acids. NCBI's taxonomy places the organism in Eukaryota, Metazoa, Chordata, Mammalia, Artiodactyla, Physeteridae. The transcript has a single exon. Gene Ontology annotation, cellular component: membrane. The record is from RefSeq and is a predicted model, not a curated record.
CAGCGUCACUGCCACUGCAGGCUGCUGGCAUCUGCCGCUGCCACAGGCUCCGGAGCCACCAGGCACUGUGUGAAGCAGAGACGCGGCUGGCCACAUGGGCAGCACCAUGGAGCCCCCCGGGGGUGGGUACCUGUACCUGGGCGCUGUGACAUCGCCAGUGGGCACGGCCCGCGUGCUGCAGCUGGCCUUUGGCUGUACCACCUUCAGCUUGGUGGCCCACCGGGGCGGCUUCGAUGGCGUCCAGGGCACCUUCUGCAUGGCCGCCUGGGGCUUCUGCUUCGCGCUCUCGGUCCUAGUGGUGGCUUGUGAGUUCACCCAGCUGCACAGCUGCCUGCGCCUGUCCUGGGGAAACUUCACAGCAGCCUUCGCCAUGCUGGCCACGCUGCUGUCCGCCACAGCUGCGGUCAUCUACCCACUGUACUUCACCCAGCUGGAGUGCCCACCCGAGCCCGCGGGCUGCACAGCCAGGGACUUCCGCCUAGCAGCCAGCAUCUUCGCCGGGCUCCUCUUCCUGGCCUAUGCCACGGAGGUGGCCCUGACUCGGGCCCGGCCAGGCCAGGUGGCCAGCUACAUGGCCACGGUGUCGGGACUCCUCAAGAUCGUCCAGGCCUUUGUGGCCUGCAUCAUAUUUGGGGCGCUGGUCCACGACAGCCGCUACGGGCGCUACGUGGCCACCCAGUGGUGUGUGGCCGUCUACAGCCUGUGCUUCCUGGCCACAGUGGCCGUGGUGGCCCUGAGCGUGAUGGGCCACACGGGGGGCCUGGGCUGCCCCUUCGACCGUGUAGUGGUGGUGUAUACCUUCCUGGCUGUGCUCCUCUACCUCAGCGCUGCAGUGAUCUGGCCCGUCUUCUGCUUCGACCCCAAGUACGGUGAGCCUGGGCGCCCCCCCGACUGCCUGAGGGGCAGCUGCCCCUGGGACAGCCAGCUGGUGGUGGCCACCUUCACCUAUGUCAACCUGCUCCUCUACGUCGCCGACCUGGCCUACUCCCAGAGGAUCCGCUUCGUGCCUACCUUGUAG